UAUUGAUAUGUCUCAAUCUUACCUAGUUCAUCAAACUUAACACAUCUUCACUACAAAAAUUCGCUAGUUUACCGAAGGAAUUACCGACGGAUGGAAAUCCCUCGGUGAUCGACAAAAACGCCAUUGAAGACAAAAAAAACGGAAGUAGCCAGAGAUGUACAGAGCAAAGAGUCUCUACCAAAUCACCACACCUUGUCAGCAGCGGCUGAGUCACUCCUCGAGAGUCGGUUAUGAACGUAGAAGGAGGAAGUGGAUGCCGCAGGAGCUCACGGGAGGUGUGGUGGAGCUCACGUGCAAGUCGCCUGCGCCUAGCGGCAUCUGCAAUGUCUAUUUGGUUGGAACUAAUCACACUUCUCUGGAAUCUGCGAGAUUAGCUCAGGCUGCAGUGAAAUUCUUCAAGCCAGAGGUUGUUUUCUUGGAGUUGUGCGACUAUCGCAAAUCUAUUAUAACGGGUCAACCUAAGAAGGUACCAACCAUUCGAGAAAUGGUGGAUAUGUGGAGGAUGAAUAUGACUGCUUCGUUUAUUCUUUUCGAGUGGUAUGUUAGAAAGUGUGCUGAAUCAUGGGAUGGAAUAAACAUUGGAGAGUCUUACUUGGCAAAUGCGGAAGCACUGAAAUAUGGAGCCAAGGUUAUACUUGGUGAUCGACCAGAUCCGGUUACAACGAUGAGAUAUAUAGGCAAGACGUCUCUCGUGCAUUUGUUGAUUCAAAAAGAGAUAAGUUUGCCAAAAGAUUGGUGUGUCUUUGAAAAGUGGAAUGUUCCUUUAUGUAGAUCCGUUCAUGCAGGCACAUUGGAUCGAGUCAACGAGGAGUAUGCCAAGCAGGAUCCUAUCGCGGCCGAGACUUUCGUAGAUGAGCGUGAUCAAUAUAUGUCAACAAAGCUACUAGAAGUCGCAGUCCAGCAUGAAUCCGUUGUAGCUGUCGUUGGAAUGGGCCACGUACUAGGAAUCAAAAAAUACUGGAAUCGGAAACACCCUAUCGACGUUGAGCAACUUCUUAGCAUUCCAGAACAGCCAAUAACGGUAGGGAGUGUACUUGGUUUUAUUGGAGGAAUACUAGUCAUAAUCUUGGAUGCCAUACACAUUAACGUCAAAAGGCGCAGGGACAGGGUCAAGAAGAUGUAAGAUAUUACAAGUCGAGCAAUUCCUUAAUUUGCAUCAUCAGAAAAUGAAGGCGACUUCUCUCAUUUGGAUCAAUCGCCAAAAUGUCAUCUUGUGUUGAACUACAUAUGUAGCCAUGACUUCUUCAACUCUGGAUUGUUUCACAACAAAAAUUAAAGUUUGAUACUCUAGACUUUUUUCAGACGAGCAAGAGAAAGAAAAAAUAUUUGCGCAUUUGCUUCAUACAUAGAAUUAUAAAUUAAUUAUUAUAUUAGUAUAAUGUUGUAAAAGUAAAAUUUAAGUACUUCCUUAAUCCCAUAAAAAUAUAGGGACAUUUGGGACGACACGAGAAUUAGUGUACAUCAUUAGCAAAGUAAGAGAGAAGAGGAGGAAG
Molecule: messenger RNA, 1493 nt
Organism: Salvia hispanica
Lineage: Eukaryota; Viridiplantae; Streptophyta; Magnoliopsida; Lamiales; Lamiaceae
Cellular component (GO): mitochondrial outer membrane
Source: RefSeq, a predicted model, not a curated record